AUGUUUGCUCCAAAAGGGCUCUUCAGAAAUAUCCCUUGCCCGCGGCUCGAGGAAUGCCAGCUAUUGAAUUGCCUAUUCUCUCAUGAUAACCAAACGGUCGAUUCCAACGAGCAAUCCAUUUCCUUCGCGACCAGGUCGAAGGCAAAAGUCGAUCAGGAUGGAUCCUCAGUUACAGCUGAACCGGAUAGGAAGAGGAGGAGGCUUUCAUCGGACGAAGGGGUCUCCGUCCCUGUUGAUGAUCUAUCGACGAUGGAGAGGCUAGUCCUACAGGCUCGAACCGGCGAAAACAUAACGACACCAGCGCCCGAGGCGCCCGAGAAGCGAAUAUCCCGAGGAAUCUCUCCUCCGCCAUUGAAACGCCCAUCCGGUUCCACAGCCACAUCAGUUCCGCCCAAACCGGCAGCUAAACCAACCUCUAAGCCCGUCGUUUGGGAGCCGCUGAAUCCUCGUCUGGUGCAGAAAGAUCCUGUUGGUCACGGGAGGCGUUUUCUGCUCCUCAAAAGCCUCUAUCAAGCAAUGAAACGUUUGAAUGACGAAGCUGCAAACGUCCCCGAAACAAAGCUGAAAAAGUUACUCCUCCAUGAAGGGCAGUUGACCAAAAUGGCUCUUGACGAGGAGGAGAAACUCGUUCAUGAAGGUGGCUCUGUAUACGAAAAUCUGGUCAGGCAGCGGCUCUUCGCAUACAAGAAGAUGAAAGUUACGGAGUGGUUGGAAAUUCUUGAGGCGCAAAGAAGGCCGAGAGAAUCGGAAACGAAAACCGAGAAACCAAUCGAGACAGGUCUUGAGCCACACCAGGAAGUCUCCAUGGUAUCCCGCUUCAAAGCUGAUCAAGAGAGUCUCGAAAAACACGGGUAUGUCGCCCGACCUCCGACGGCCGCAGAGGUCCAAGCCGCACGAGAAGGAGAAAUGGACGCGAAAGGCUGGGAAGAGUGCGAUCGAUGCAAAACUCGCUUCCAAGUCUUCCCCGACCGGCGCGAUGACGGCGCCCUCACCAGCGGUGGAACAUGCGUGUACCAUUGGGGCAAGCGACGAUUUCCCAAACGAGAAAAGACCGACGCGACUACCGGCACGAAGCCGACAUUGUUCGAGUGCUGCAAUGAGCCGAUCGGUUCGGAUGGUUGCACGACGCACCCGACACAUGUCUUCAAGGUCUCUGAGGUGAAGCGAUUGGCGGUCGUUCACCCGUUCGAACCCACUCCCGAUAACCCCGAGAUCCCGUCGUCGACAGCGCUGGCGUUCGAUUGUGAGAUGGGAUAUACCACUAAAGGGAUGGAACUGAUCCGCCUCUCUGCCGCCUCCUGGCCCGAAGGCAAAUCCGUCCUUGACGUCCUCGUCAAGCCGUUCGGCGCCAUCCUCGACUUUAACACGCGCUUCUCCGGCGUGACCCUGGAGCAAUUCAACUCGGCCAAGCCGCUCAUCCUCAACAACUCCCAAGUUCCCCCCGGAACCGACAUCGCCGGCACCAAUAGCUACCUCCACAUCGUCUCCAGCCCAUCCACAGCCCGUUCCCUAUUCCUCACCCUCAUCUCCCCUACCACCCCCCUCAUUGGCCACGCGCUCGAAAACGACCUCAAUGCCCUCCGCCUCGUCCACCCCACGAUCAUCGACACCGUCCUCCUCUUCCCGCACCCGCACGGCCUUCCCAUCCGCCACGGCCUCAAGAACCUCGCGCGGGAGUGGCUGCGCCGGAACAUCCAGGCGGGCGGGGCGGAUGGACACGAUAGUCUGGAAGAUGCGCGGGCGGCGGGCGACUUGGUGCGACUGAAGAUUGCGAGGGAAUGGAGGAAGUUGAAGGCGGAGGGGUGGAGGGCGGAGGAGGGGAAAUUCGUGGGGCCGGAUGCCAAGAAAGGGGUGCCGUCGGGGGAGUUGCCGCCUUAUGAGGAACCUUCGGGUGCGUCGAAUAGGAAAAGGAAGAGCAGUUAUUAG
Messenger RNA from Eremomyces bilateralis CBS 781.70, 1926 nucleotides. Its product is annotated as RNA exonuclease 3. The transcript has 2 exons. NCBI's taxonomy places the organism in Eukaryota, Fungi, Ascomycota, Dothideomycetes, Eremomycetales, Eremomycetaceae. The record is from RefSeq and is a predicted model, not a curated record. The coding region runs from base 1 to 1926 and encodes 641 amino acids. Gene Ontology annotation, molecular function: nucleic acid binding; exonuclease activity. Gene Ontology annotation, cellular component: nucleus.